Molecule: messenger RNA, 3061 nt
Organism: Quercus lobata
Lineage: Eukaryota; Viridiplantae; Streptophyta; Magnoliopsida; Fagales; Fagaceae
Product: homeobox-leucine zipper protein HDG5-like
Exons: 12
Coding region: 208-2637 (809 amino acids)
Biological process (GO): regulation of DNA-templated transcription
Molecular function (GO): lipid binding; DNA binding; DNA-binding transcription factor activity, RNA polymerase II-specific
Source: RefSeq, a predicted model, not a curated record
UUCAUUAUUGUUAUUACAGGGUUUUUCUUUCUUUCUUUCUUUCUCUACAAAGUUUCUUGUGUUCCAAAAACCACCGACACUGGUGGGUGUGGUUGUGGUUGUGGUCGGCUUUGGAGUAGCAAAAAGACUAGCCAAAAAGGUUUGUGACAAAUAUUUUAUAGUACCUUCUAAGUACUAGUAUAUAAAAUAUUUGAGAAGUGAGCGACAAUGUAUGGGGAUUGUCAAGUAAUGCCAACCAUGGGAGGGAACGUAGUUUCCUCAGAAACCCUCUUUUCGUCGCCACCGAUCCAAAACUCUAACUACAACUUCAUGUCUAGCAUGCCUUUCCAGCCUUUCCCUUCCAUGAUUGCUAAAGAAGAAAAUGGGUUCCUUAGAGGAAAGGAUGAGAUGGAGAGUGGGUCUGGGAGUGAACAAGUUGAAGAAAAGUCAGCGACUGAGCAAGAGAGUGAACAACCUCCCAAGAAGAAACGCUAUCACAGGCACACCGCUCGCCAGAUCCAAGAAAUGGAAGCUUUGUUCAAGGAAUGUCCACACCCAGAUGACAAGCAAAGGCUAAAACUGAGCCAAGAACUUGGCCUUAAACCACGCCAGGUCAAGUUUUGGUUCCAAAACCGACGAACCCAGAUGAAGGCACAACAAGAUCGGUCGGAUAACGCUAUACUUAAGGCUGAGAAUGAUAAUCUAAGGAAUGAGAAUUACCGGCUACAAACUGCGUUACGCAAUGUUGUCUGCCCUAAUUGUGGAGGUCCGUGUGUGAUAGGAGGGGGGAUGGGCUUGGAUGAACAGCAAAUUCACCUUGAAAAUGCCAGGCUGAGAGAUGAGCUAGAACGCGUUUGUUGUAUCGCUUCACGAUAUGCUGGCCGGCCAAUCGAAUUAAUGUCACCAGCUCCUCAUCUUAUGCCUCCGUCAUUGGAUUUGGAUAUGAAUAUGUAUUCGAGGCAUUUCCCAGACCCCAUGGCUUCUUGCACAGAAAUGAUUCCUGUUCCUAUGUUGCCUCCAGAAACUUCCCACUUCCCUGAAGGUGGUCUGUUGUUGGAAGAGGAAAAGUCAAUUGCAUUGGAGCUUGCUGCUUCGUCCAUAAAUGAACUUGUGAAGAUGUGUCAAGGAACUGAGCCUCUUUGGAUCCGAAACAAUGAAAAUGAAAGAGAGGUGCUUAAUCUUGAAGAGCAUGCAAGGAUGUUUCCAUGGCCAAUGAACCUCAAGCAAAAUUCCAGUGAGUUCAGAACAGAAGCCAGCCGUGAUAGUGCUGUAGUUAUAAUGAAUAGCAUCAACUUGGUCGAUGCCUUCCUUGAUGCUAACAAGUGGGUGGAAUUGUUUCCUUCCAUUGUUUCCAGAGCAAAAACUGUUCAAGUUAUAUCACCAGGCGAUUCUGGUCAAGCAAGUGGUUCUUUUCAACUGAUGUAUGCAGAAUUUCAAGUUCUUUCUCCAUUGGUACCAACUCGAGAGGUUCAUUUCCUUCGUUAUUGCCAGCAGAAUGCCGAGGAGGGGACAUGGGCAAUUGUUGAUUUUCCAAUUGAUAGCUUCCAUGACAACCUUCAGCCUUCCUUUCCCAGAUACAAGAGAUGGCCCUCUGGAUGUCUUAUUCAAGACAUGCCAAAUGGCUACUCAAGGGUUACAUGGGUAGAACAUGCAGAGGUAGAGGAGAAACCAGUCCAUCAGAUAUUUAGUGAAUAUGUCUGUAAUGGUAUGGCAUUUGGAGCACAGCGCUGGUUAGCUGUCUUGCAGCGACAGUGCGAGAGAGUUGCAAGCCUCAUGGCAAGAAAUAUAUCGGACCUUGGAGUUCUACCCUCUCCAGAAGCACGAAGGAACUUGAUGAGAUUGGCCCAAAGAAUGAUAAGAACAUUCUGCGUUAACAUCAGCAGCUCCAGUGGUCUGAUGUGGACGGCUUUAUCAGAUUCCCCUGAUGACACUGUUAGAAUUACUACAAGGAAAAUCUCAGAGCCUGGCCAACCAAGUGGCCUCAUACUCUGUGCUGUGUCCACUACUUGGCUGCCAUACCCUCAUGGCCAUGUCUUUGAUCUCUUGAGAGAUGAACGCCGUAGAUCUCAGCUUGAGGUACUCUCUAAUGGGAAUUCCUUACAUGAGGUGGCUCACAUUGCAAACGGCUCUCAUCCAGGAAAUUGCAUUUCUCUUCUUCGCAUCAAUGUAGCCAGCAACUCAUCCCAGCAUGUAGAGCUAAUGCUGCAAGAGAGCUGCACUGACCAGUCCGGCAGCCUUGUCGUGUACACGACUGUCGACGUGGACUCCAUCCAGCUCGCAAUGAGUAGCGAGGACCCCUCCUGCAUUCCGCUCCUACCAAUUGGGUUCGUCAUAAUUCCAUUUGAGUCCACCACUAACAUCACUAAUACCGCUUCUGGUGAUGGCAACCCAAUGCCAUCAUCCGAAGAAGGGAAUGCAUCUACUACUUCUUCUCCUGCAGGCUGUCUACUCACAGUGGUACUUCAAGUUGUUGCAAGCACAAUCCCAUCAGCAAAGCUCAACCUCUCUAGCGUGACCGCCAUCAACAACCACUUGUGUAACACGGUGCAUCAAAUUAAUGCUGCUCUUAGUAGUAGUACCACCACAAGCUGCCCUGACAAUGUUAGUGUUGUAGGCUCUUGCACUGAGACUGCAAUUGCUCCAUCACCCAAGCAAUAGCAUCUCAAUAGCUCUUAAGUUCCCAAGGGUACUCAACUAUUCAUCUAUCUUUUUUGGAUAAUUCAGUGGGAACGCAAGGGGUAGAAAUGUGAAAUAAAAAUAGGUGAAGUAGGUUUUGGACUUAAUUGUUAGGUGGGGGUGGGGGGGAGUUGGGAGUUAUGAUGAUAAGAGAGAUCUGUAGUGCAACAUUAAUCAAUGUAGGAGUGGGAAAAAAAAGUCAAAAACUAUAUGUGUUGAUGGUAAAGGCCAGAGGGGGAGUCAAGAGCGCACCAGCUAUAACCCUUGAUUUCUGGUUGGGGCUUAAAAAAAAUACAAGAUGGUCCUCACCAGUCAGCAAGGGUGGUGGUUCGGGUAUUGACUUCUUCUUGUCUGUAGGCCUUUUUUGUUUUUGAUGAAUUCAAUGCUAUCUUUUUCAAUUGUUUUA